AUGGCGGACGUGAAAGAUUUGACGCCUGAUCUGGCAAGGCUGGAUCGCCAGGUGGACAAUCUCGAAGACGCCAUGCAGCCUCUGUUCGACAAUUUGCAGGAGAUGUCGUCCCAGCUCCCUCUACUCGACAAGGCUAAGCUUUUCUCACUCACUGCCUAUGCAAUUGAAUCCUUGCUUUUCUCCUCACUGAAGCUGGAUGGCGCAGAUGCCCAGAAUCAUGCCGUCUUUACAGAGCUGAAGCGCAUUCAACAAUACUUUGCCAAAAUAAAAGCCAUCGAGGACCCCGAGGCUCCGGCACAGCGCACACAUACCGUGAAUCAAGAGGCGGCGGCCCGCAUCUUGAAGGCGGACUUGGCCGACAACAAAGACCUCAGCAAAAAGCUGGCGGAGAAGAUUGCUGAAGAGCGGGCCAAGGCUCUGCUCAAGUCGAUGGAGCAUAAGAAGCGCCCUGCCGAGGACUCGCCACAAGCAUCGGGCACAGAGUCAUCACAAGGAAAAGUGAAGAAGGCAAGGAAAGACAAGUCAAAGAAGAAGAAGAGCAAGGAAUGA
Molecule: messenger RNA, 549 nt
Organism: Emericellopsis cladophorae
Lineage: Eukaryota; Fungi; Ascomycota; Sordariomycetes; Hypocreales; Bionectriaceae
Product: Exosome complex protein -like protein
Exons: 3
Coding region: 1-549 (182 amino acids)
Biological process (GO): regulation of gene expression; maturation of 5.8S rRNA
Cellular component (GO): exosome (RNase complex); nucleolus
Molecular function (GO): DNA binding; RNA binding
Source: RefSeq, a predicted model, not a curated record